AUGCUCUCUACCAGCUCUACAAGGGCUCACUGCCACAACCACGGAUUCCUCCACCGCGAUCUCAAGCCCCAAAAUAUGCUCCCCGACAAGUACAAAGGACCCAUCCGUACCCGAAACCAUGAACUACGUCAACGUCUCGAAGAAGAUUCAAUUCAUCCUCCAGAAAGCGGCAUAGAAGGCCAACGAGAUCUUUGUCUCCGUCGAGGAG
This is a messenger RNA of Striga hermonthica, 208 nucleotides long. NCBI's taxonomy places the organism in Eukaryota, Viridiplantae, Streptophyta, Magnoliopsida, Lamiales, Orobanchaceae. The record is from the annotation of a GenBank genome assembly.